AUGGCUCUCAAGUUCCUCCUCGCCGCUUCCGCCCUCGCCGGUCUCGUUUUCUGUGAACACAUCCAUCACCACCCCCGCCCAUACCACCCUUUCCCCCCGCCACCGCCCUACCCCUACCCACAGCCUUCUGGGUAUGGGCCUCCUCCCCCUCCUCCUCCCCCUCCCCCUCCUCCACCCCCAGCGCCCUACGGCCCCCCACCAAUCGUGUACCCUGACUACAUUGACCCUCCCUCUCGCCUUCAGACACUCCCCAAAUACUCCUUCUCCUACGGGGUUUCCGACGAAGAAACAGGAACGAACUUCGGCCACUCGGAGACCCGCGACGGCUACAAGACCGAGGGCAAUGACGUUCCACUGUACCCUGCCCCUGUGCCCUAUAAACAUAAUGAUUACUUGGAGACUCACCCCCAGUACAGCUACAGCUACGGCGUGCAGGACGACCUCUCGGGGAACAACUUCGGCCACUCGGAGUCCCGCGACGGCUUCAAGACUGAGGGCAGCUACUUCGUCAACCUCCCCGACGGCCGCAAGCAGAUCGUAACCUACGCUGACCACGGGGAAGGCCUGGUAGCCGAGGUCACCUACGAGGGCGAGGCUUACUACCCGGAAUUCAGCCCCGCGCAGAAGCCCGGGGGUCUGCCUGCCUACGGGCCUCCUCCUCCUCCAGGCGGCGGCAGGUCUUAG
Messenger RNA from Penaeus chinensis, 684 nucleotides. Its product is annotated as extensin-like. The record is from RefSeq and is a predicted model, not a curated record. The transcript is spliced from 5 exons. Gene Ontology annotation, cellular component: extracellular matrix. NCBI's taxonomy places the organism in Eukaryota, Metazoa, Arthropoda, Malacostraca, Decapoda, Penaeidae. The coding region runs from base 1 to 684 and encodes 227 amino acids.